GUUCCCACGCCACAGCAGUCUGCGAACUUGUGCCUGCUGCUAAUCAACUCGGCUGGGGCUCGUGAGGAGAUCCGUCAGGUGAAGACACUCACACACUCUUAAUACCUCAUAAGUCCUACCACUGAGAGCCAGCAGAGGGAGGAAACAAACCUUUGGCUAUAAGAUGGCUACAUUGCGCUUCGGGCAGCACAUUAUAAAGGCAUCGGCUAUGUUUCUGCAAACAGACCUGUCCUUCGCUCUGGUUAAUCGGAAGCCUGUGGUGCCAGGCCAUGUGUUAGUGUGUCCCUUAAGGCCGGUCGAGCGUUUCCGUGACUUGCGGCCUGAUGAAGUGGCGGAUUUGUUCUGCACCGCUCAGAGGGUGGCCAACGCUGUGGAGAAACACUUCAGUGCCUCCUCCUUGACCAUCGCCAUCCAGGAUGGACCCGAGGCCGGACAGACGGUGAAGCAUGUGCACGUCCACGUACUGCCGAGGAAGCCUGGAGACUUCGAGAGGAACGACAGCAUCUACGAUGAGCUGCAGAAACAUGACCGUGAAAGCGAAGACGUUGCGUCCAAAUGGAGAUCGGAGGAAGAGAUGGAGAAAGAGGCGACGGAGCUGAGAGGUCUCUUCAGUUAGUUUAUUUUGGU
Messenger RNA from Tachysurus fulvidraco (yellow catfish), 627 nucleotides. RefSeq names its product fragile histidine triad diadenosine triphosphatase (gene fhit). Gene Ontology annotation, cellular component: cytoplasm; plasma membrane; nucleus. Gene Ontology annotation, molecular function: ubiquitin protein ligase binding; bis(5'-adenosyl)-triphosphatase activity. Bases 164 to 616 code for a protein of 150 amino acids. Lineage: Eukaryota; Metazoa; Chordata; Actinopteri; Siluriformes; Bagridae. The transcript has 7 exons. Gene Ontology annotation, biological process: intrinsic apoptotic signaling pathway by p53 class mediator; diadenosine triphosphate catabolic process; negative regulation of proteasomal ubiquitin-dependent protein catabolic process. The record is from RefSeq and is a predicted model, not a curated record.